Messenger RNA from Schizosaccharomyces osmophilus, 1392 nucleotides. RefSeq names its product mitochondrial glutathione reductase Pgr1 (gene pgr1). The coding region runs from base 1 to 1392 and encodes 463 amino acids. Gene Ontology annotation, cellular component: mitochondrion; cytosol. The transcript is spliced from 3 exons. The record is from RefSeq and is a predicted model, not a curated record. Gene Ontology annotation, molecular function: glutathione-disulfide reductase (NADPH) activity; NADP binding; flavin adenine dinucleotide binding. NCBI's taxonomy places the organism in Eukaryota, Fungi, Ascomycota, Schizosaccharomycetes, Schizosaccharomycetales, Schizosaccharomycetaceae. Gene Ontology annotation, biological process: glutathione metabolic process; cell redox homeostasis; cellular response to oxidative stress.
AUGCCUCCUACUACAAAAGCAUUUGAUUAUUUAGUUAUUGGCGGUGGAAGCGGUGGUCUUGCAUCUGCUCGACGUGCAGCCAAAUAUGGUGCCAAGGUAGGCUUGGUUGAAGCUUCUGGUCGCUUAGGUGGUACUUGUGUAAAUUAUGGCUGUGUCCCCAAAAAAAUAAUGUGGAAUAUCGCCGAUUUGGUUGCCAAGAUGAAAACCGCUCCUCAACAAGGAUUUCCUGAAAGCAACAUCGGUCGCUUCGACUGGGGCCUUAUUAAAAGAAAGCGAGAUGCUUAUAUUAAAAGAUUGAAUGGAAUCUACGAGCGUAAUGUCAACAAUGAUGGUGUUUUAUAUAUUUCUGGUCAUGCCAGCUUUAUUUCACCCACGGAAGUUGCCGUGGAUAUGUUGGACGGCUCUGGCGUUCAAACCUUUUCUGCGAAAAACAUUCUCAUCGCCGUGGGUGGUCGACCUAUCUGGCCUUCUCAUAUACCCGGUGCCGAGUACGGUAUUGACAGUGAUGGAUUUUUCGAAUUGGAAGAACAACCCAAGAAAGUUGCCGUUGUCGGUGCUGGAUACAUUGCUAUAGAACUGGCUGGUGUUUUUGCCGCUCUAGGUACAGAAACCCAUUUGUUUAUUCGCCGUGACAAAUUUUUGCGCCGCUUUGACCCCAUUGUCAGCGAUGGGAUUAUGAAGCACUUUGAACAUCUCGGUAUUCAUAUACAUAAAAACUCCGACGAGUUUAGCAAGAUUGAAAAGCUCCCAUCCUCUCAAUUGCGUCUUCAUAGCGAACAAAGCGCUUUAGACGUCGACAGCCUCCUUUGGGCCGUCGGUCGUACCCCCAAGACUGAGGGUUUGCGUCUUGACCGGGCUGGCGUUAAGACUCUCCCUAGUGGACACGUUGUUGCUGAUGAAUACCAACGCACAAAUGUUCCUUCUGUCCUCUCUUUGGGUGACGUUGUUGGCAAGAUUGAGCUCACUCCCGUAGCCAUUGCUGCAGGUCGUCGUUUGUCUGACCGUCUCUUUGGAGGGGUUAAGGACGCUCAUUUGGAUUAUAUUAAUGUCCCCUCUGUUGUUUUCGCUCAUCCCGAGGCCGGUACUAUUGGUUUUACUGAACAGGAAGCUAUUGAUAAAUAUGGCGAAAACGAGAUUAAGGUCUACAAUUCCACUUUUAGAGGUCUGAAUUACGCUUUGGUCGAUGAAGAGAAUAAGGUCCCUACUACAUACAAACUUAUCUGUGCUGGUCCUCUCCAAAAGGUCGUUGGUUUGCACAUGGUUGGUGACUUUUCUUCAGAAAUUCUUCAAGGUUUCGGUGUAGCUAUAAAGAUGGGUGCUACCAAAGCUGACUUUGAUAACUGCGUCGCAAUUCAUCCUACUUCUGCUGAGGAAUUGGUUACUUUAGUUUAA